AUGCCGCCAUCAUCAAUAUGGGCUGACGACAGACACGCAAACGAACCCGACGAUGCGGGCACCGACAAAAACUCAUUUACAUACAUAGCCAGUCAUACGUCACUGUUUGGCCGCGGAGACGAUUCCUUCGACUGUCUUGGUAAUUCUCUGCUAAGCGAGGAACUUGAAACAACCUCGAACUGGCUGAAACGCCCCACGAACGCUCUCGCUACAGGGAUAGACAACGUUUUCUUCCCAGGGCGAGCUACCUUUACCGCAGACUCACUCUGGAUGCCAUCGUCUCGACAGGAGGAUGACCCGAUGUUGACUGGCGCGACAUUGUGCGGUCCAGCUCUCUGCAGCCCGAUGUUGAGUAACGAUGACAUUGAGAUUUGGACGCCGUGGACGGGAGCUAAACAGGCGAUCCCCAUGGGUUUCUGA
This is a messenger RNA of Trichoderma asperellum CBS 433.97, 420 nucleotides long. RefSeq lists its product as uncharacterized. The record is from RefSeq and is a predicted model, not a curated record. NCBI's taxonomy places the organism in Eukaryota, Fungi, Ascomycota, Sordariomycetes, Hypocreales, Hypocreaceae.